CUUAUAAUAAUGAUUUAUACAUAAAGGCCAUGUUUACAUUUGACUUCUCUUUUGAAGCUGCUAGCAUCUGCUUUACAUUAUUAUCCUAUUGAGUAAACCGUGUUUUCAAUAAAGUCCUGAGCGUUUUUUUGAAUGCCAAUGCGAGGAAUGUAAUUGGUCGAGAAGGCUCAAGCUCGAAAAAACAAAAUGGUGGCCAUUGUCAACUUUUUCUUGUCAAGAACGAAGUCAAAUGUAAACACAACCUAAACUGUCGGAUCAGAUUUUCUGUAAAAUGUCGGUUUCAUGUUAUUUAACUUUAUCAAAUAACCUGAAGAUUUGUUUCAGACAAAGUAAUUUCAGUAAACGUAUCCUUAUCGCUUGCUGACAAAUUUCCUCAGCCCCACCAGUGCGGAAGUGGCUUAGCCGACAGAGAUUUUUGCAGACGCACGUCAUCAUAGAGUGUAUAGUCACACGUCACAUAUGCGUGCAUAGAGUCUGUAGUUCUUUAUUACACGGCUCGUUAGAAUGCUUGAUUUUGAUUGGCCAGUCAUGACAUUUGCAAGUUUGUUAUUCCCAGAUAACGACCCCUCAAAACUAAUAACGCACGGUCACCCGGAUGCAGUGAAUCAUUUUGACAGGCAUCAAGAGGAGAUCGAAGGUUCCUGGUGUUAUGAUUACACAGUAUAUCGAGGAACUUCCCGAGGGGAAAACUACUCCCGACUUCACCCGUAAGCCCAUCGCCUUAACCAUUCAAGAAGGAAAGCUAGCUGUUUUUAAAGCCAAAGUGAUCGGAGAUCCCUCACCUACUGUCACCUGGAGCAGAGCCAAAGGAGAAAUGAAAGACCCGCAAAAGUUUCAGUGCAAAUUUGACCCGUCAACCGAUGAAUAUACUUUGGAGAUUCCCAAAGUCAGCGGUGCUGAGGCUGAUACUUAUAAAUGCUAUGCUACCAAUGAAUUCGGAAAGGCCGUGUGUACUGUUGUUCUCAACAUCAUCGAAGUCGGAUUCAAAAAGGAGAGAGAAUGGAAAAAAGCUGAAGUGGUAGUCGAUGACCCUGCAGAGUUUAGAAGAAAGCUCAGAAGAGGCGCUGGCAAAAAAGUUGAAGAGAAGAAAGAAGGUGACAUUGACGAAGCAGUAUGGGAAUUGUUGCUAAGCGCCGAGAAGAAAGAUUACGAGCAAAUUUGCGCCGAGUACGGUAUUAAGGAUUUCCGUGGGCUGCUGAAGAAACUGGUGGAGAUGAAGAAGGAGAGAGAAGAGGAGCAGGCACAGUUCAUCCAACAUCUGAGUAAUCUGAAACCCAUUGAGGUGAAGGGCGAAGAUGCUGCCACCUUUGAACUGGAAAUGGAACUUAAAGACCCCAACAGUCGUAUUUUCCUCUACAAGGAUGGUGUCAUGAUUCCAUUCGGCAGAGACAUUGAGGCUGACAUGAAGCACGGUUUGAAGCAAGUUGGCAAAAAAUACAUCUUCACUGUUAAAAAUCUCAAUCCUGAAGAUGCCGGAAUUUAUCAAGUGGAUGUUGAGGGCGUCAAUGUCUUCUCAACAGAUUUCAAGAUUGCCCCUGUGGACUUUGCACUGAAGAUUCAAGAGGUGAAGGCAGAAGAGAGAGAAGACGCCCUCUUUGAGUGUGUCCUAACUCAACCCCUCAAUAAGAUUGUUUGGACCCUAAAAAACACCCCGCUGACCAACAGUGAGAAAUUUGAGAUUACUGUUUCGGAGGAUAAACUGAUCCACAGGUUAAAAGUAAUUGAUUGUAUGCCUCUUGACACGGGAAUCUACGCUGCCAUAGCUGGAAUAAAGUCCAGCAGUGCUUGGCUUAUUGUAGAAGCUGACAAAGAUCCGGCAUCGAAGGGCAAGAAGAAAGCCCGUAAGACUACUCAGGCAGGCGGCGGUGGAGGCGAUCUGGAGAAGAUAGCUGCCGAGCAGGCAGAGAAGCACAAGAAGGAGAUUGUGGACGCGAUGGAGACCGCUAAGAAAGCUGAGGCGGAACGUGAAGCGGCAGAAGCCGAAGAAAGAGCCAGAGCGGCGGCCGAAGCUGAAGCAGCUAAAGCGGCUGCGCAGUCGGCGGCGGCAGCGGCUGCUAAAGCUGCAGAGGAUGCUCUUAAAGCGGCUAAAGCCAAAGGAAUGUCUGCGGCGGAAGCUAAAGUUGCGGCUGAUAAAGCGGCACAGGCUGCGGCCGCUAAAGCCAAAGCGCAAGCUGAGGAGGAAGCAAGAAAGGCAGCGGAGCUUAAAGCCAUGAACAAGGGCCUGAGUGCGGAGGAGGCGGCUGCGGCCGGAGCAAAGGCGGCUAAUGCAAUGGCUGCAGGCCUUGCAGGGGCUGAAGCUAGAAACGCAGGCGGUGGUCCUGGCGGUGUCAGUGGUCCUGGCAGUGUCGGUGGCCCUGGUGGUGGUCCUGGCGGUGUCGUUGGUCCUGGCGGUGUCGGUGGUCCUGGCGGUGUCGGUGGUCCUGGCGGUGUCGGUGGUCCUGGCAGUCCUGGCGGUGUCGGUGGUCCUGGCGGUGUCGUUUGCCCUGGCGGUGUCGUUGGCCCUGGUGGAGUCGUUGGCCCUGGUGGAGUCGUUGGCCCUGGAGGUGUCGUUGGCCCUGGCGGUGUCGGUGGCCCUGGCGGUGUCGGUGGACCUGGCGGUGUCGGUGGACCUGACGGUGUCGGUGGUCCUGGCGGUGUCGGUGGCCCUGGCAGAGCAGCUGGGGCUAAAGGAGCUACAGGACCAGGAGGAGCUUUAGAAGGCAAAGGAUCUGUUGGAGCCGGUGGAGCUGGAGGUGCCGGUGGAGCUGGAGGAGAGGGAGUUGCUGGUGGAGCUGGUGGUGCAGGAGACGCUGGAGGAGCCGGUGGGGCUGCAGGUGCCGGUGGGGCAGGAGGCACCGGUGGGGCAGGAGGCGCCGGUGGAGCAGGAGGAGCCGGAUCAGGUGGUGAUGGAGGGGAAGGUGGUGAUGGAGCUGGAGGUGGAGACAAAAAGCGCCAGAGAGCAGGACCUCUCGUGCCUGAUACUGUCAUAGGUGGAAGUAAUCCAUCAGAUAAAGGAACCGGCAAGCCAUCCGGGUCCGACAAGAAGUCAGAUUCGGCAAAGUCACCCGGUUCUGGAGCUCCAUCAGGUUCUGGUAGCGCAUCGGGUAUGGGAACCCCGUCCGGUUCUGACAACGCUUCAGGUUCCGGGACCCCCUCGGGUUCUGGUAGCGCUUCGGGUUCUGGGGAUCCGCCAGGUCCCGGAAAGCCUCCAGGUUCAGGGGGUCCAUCAGACGGCAGCGGCGGUGCAGCUGCAGAAGACGACAAAGGGACUGAAGAUGAUAAAGAGUCAAGUGAUGCCAGAAAGCGUUCGGGUCGCUCAAAGCAAGGAUCACAGGUUCCAGAGAAGGUUGUUGAUCCCGGUGUGCACUUUUCUGCCGGCCUGGAUGACUGUAAAGCUUUUGUAGGAGAAGCGGCUGAACUGGUCUGCAAACUUAGCAGUGCUGAGGCAAAGGGCACUUGGUACAAAGAUGGCACUGAGAUUACCGACACCACUGAGGGCAUGACCAUCAGCCAGGACGGUGUCAGUCAUAAACUGAAAAUUCACAAAGUCACAGAAGAAUAUGCGGGAAAAUACAAAUUUGAAGCAGAUGGACGCAAAACUGAAUGUUUAAUUGCGGUUGAAGAUCCACCAAGAUUCAAUGCUAGUGAUAGUGAAGAGUUCGCCAAGCCUACUGUGGUGAAACACAAUCAAAAAGCCGCCUUCAGAAUGUCAUUUGUUGGCCGUGAGCCAUGCAAAGUUAAGUGGUACAAAGACGGCGAGGAGCUUCUGCAAGACAACAACUGCAGGAUUGAGAUUUUAGAGGGACAGAGCCAUCUGCUUCUUAACAAACUACAGCGUAAAGACACCGGGCAGAUAAAGAUCAAAAUCAAAAACGAGUUUGGCACCAUGGAAGCAGUUACUGAUUUAGUUGUACUCGAUAAGCCUAACCCUCCACUUGGACCUCUGGAGAUCAUCGAGGCAUCUUCCAACUGCAUCGAGGUCAAAUGGAGACCUCCAAAAGACGACGGCGGAUGUCCGAUUAAACAUUACAUACUUGAGCGCAAUCAAGUCGGGCGCAACACCUGGAAUAAAAUAGGCCAGAUCCCACCUGAAGCCCACUACAAAGACAGUGACGUCGACCACGGCAGGAGAUACUGCUACCGUAUCAGAGCCCAGACUGAAGAGGGCACCAGUGAGCUGAUGGAGACAGAAGAUGUUCAGGCUGGCACUAAAGCGUAUCCCGGCCCGCCGUCCGCUCCCAAAAUAGUCAGUUCCUUCAAGAAUUGCAUUAACCUGACUUGGAGUCCCCCAACCAACACCGGAGGAACUAAUAUUUUGGGUUAUAACCUGGAGAAACGCAAGAAGGGAAGCAACCUGUGGGGUCAGGUCAAUCCACAGGCGGAGCUCAUCCAAGCGAAGAAAUACGCUGCCAUAGAUGUAGUUGAAGGAAUGGAGUAUGAAUUCCGUGUGUCUGCCGUCAACAUAUCAGGAGCUGGGGAACCAAGCGUUCCCUCAGAAUUUGUAUUCGCCAGAGAUCCAAAAAAACCUCCCGGUAAGGUGGUUGAUCUUAAAGUGACCGAUUCCACCUACACCACCCUGUCCUUGUCUUGGACUAAAUCAAAAGAGCAGGCAGGUGUGCAGGACGAAGCCAAAGGGUACUUUGUUGACAUCAGGCCCGCUGAGAACCCCGAUUGGAAUCGAUGCAACACCAACGCUAUCAACAUGACCGCCUUCACUGUGAAGGGAAUGAAAUCGAUGGGCAUGUAUUGGGUUAGAGUGGUUGCCACCAAUGAUGGUGGAGAAGGUGAACCACAAGAACUAAACAACUACGUGUUGGCAAUGCCCCCGCCAGUGAGACCAAGAUUCACCAAUGCUAAAAUAAAGAGCUUCAUGGUGGUCAGAGCUGGAAAUGCUGCACGAUUCUACGUGAACUUCGAGGCGUCUCCGUGCCCUGAUGUCAUCUGGCUUAAAGAUGGAAGUCCGGUGUCUAAACGGGUCACUAUCAGCAAUGCUGAGGGAGGAUCUCAAAUCCUGAUCCCAUCUGCAGAACGCUUCGAUACAGGAAUCUACACCAUCAUAGUCAAGAAUGUGGUGGGACAGGAGACCUUCAGUAUUGAGAUUAGAGUCACAGAUGAACCGAAGCCUCCCGGGCCCGCCGAGCUGGAUGAGAAAGUGCCGGGCACCGUGACAGUUUCUUGGGAACCGUCACCAGAUGAGAGGCGCGAUGAUCGCCUGCAUUACAUGGUGACCAAGAGAGACUCCACCAAGAGGACCUGGCACACGGUAGCAGACCGCAUUUUCAACAACCGUUUCACCGUAUGUAACAUCAUACCAGGGAGAGAAUACCAGUUCCGUGUCUACUCCAAAAAUGAUAUCGGCAUGUCUGAUCCAUCGGAGUCGCCCAAGUGGCUCAUCACAUGCAAGAAAGAAAAAUUUAAGCUGAACAUCGUGGAGUCUAAGACAUGCAAUUUGGAAAAGCCUCCGAAGUUCAUGGUCCCGCUGAAAAUCCACACGGCCCCGCAAGGCUACGAGUGCUACAUGACCUGCGCCUUAAAGGGCACCCCUACGCCCCACAUCACCUGGUUUCGCGACAACGUCAGUAUCAACACCAACACCAACUACCUCAUCACUAACACCUGCGGAGUGUGUUCCCUGCUCAUCCUCAGAGUCGGACCCAAAGACAUAGGCGAGUACAGAAUCACAGCCGAGAACCCGUUAGGAAGAGACGAGUGCUCUACCAAACUCAACGUCACAGAAUAAACCCACCACGUGAUGAGGUUUUUCAAACCGCUGUGUGCAAGCCAACAUUUCUGCUGAUUUCACUGGUUUUUGGGCUCUUUGUAGAAGUAGAAGUACAGUAUUUAAUAACUUUUUUGGAGAAUAGCAUAUAUUUAUUGCACAUGGGAAUUGUUCUACGCCAUGGCCUUUUUACAUUUAGAUUUAAUGCAUUUGGCAAAUGCUUUUAUGCAAAGUGACGUAGAGUGCCUUGCAGUACAUUUCAUCACUUACACAAUGACGGUAAAACCAACUGCAUGUGAAAGAUUGUGUGUCAUUAGACAGUUCAUAGCACAAAAAUCUGACUGUCAUGUUUUACAGAAAAAGAAACAUUGUACAGCUUGUGCUGUGGCUGCAUGUUCUCAAUUCAGUUUGACAAAGAUUUCAUUUGGACCCUGUUAUGAUUUUAAGAUUUCACUGUGGCUCAACAUUUUAUUUAGGUAUGUAUUUAUUUGUCCUAUGGUUAUUUUUCUUAGCAUGCACUCAGUAUAGGGAAAAUAAUUGUACUGUUGGAUUUUCUCGCCCCUUUUUCUUCUUGUUCUUUCUUGGUCUGAAAUGCUAAAGUGUAAAGAAAACACAAAAGCAUCUGCACAUAUUCAGGUUUGCAUCAUCAAACAAAUGGUCUGGAAUAAAUAAAAUAUACUUCAAACAUCA
Messenger RNA from Triplophysa dalaica, 6388 nucleotides. RefSeq names its product immunoglobulin like and fibronectin type III domain containing 1, tandem duplicate 1 (gene igfn1.1). The transcript is spliced from 24 exons. Gene Ontology annotation, molecular function: protein binding. Bases 650 to 5719 code for a protein of 1689 amino acids. The record is from RefSeq and is a predicted model, not a curated record. NCBI's taxonomy places the organism in Eukaryota, Metazoa, Chordata, Actinopteri, Cypriniformes, Nemacheilidae.